Molecule: messenger RNA, 11839 nt
Organism: Oryctolagus cuniculus (rabbit)
Lineage: Eukaryota; Metazoa; Chordata; Mammalia; Lagomorpha; Leporidae
Gene: SOCS6
Product: suppressor of cytokine signaling 6
Biological process (GO): protein ubiquitination; intracellular signal transduction; regulation of growth
Cellular component (GO): phosphatidylinositol 3-kinase complex
Molecular function (GO): 1-phosphatidylinositol-3-kinase regulator activity
Source: RefSeq, a predicted model, not a curated record
GUUGUCUUUAUAUACAGAAGAUCAAUUCAGCAUAUAUUAAGUAAAGAUUUCAAUAGUUUGUACCCACACAGAAACACAAAGUGUAAAAUACUGUUUGAGUACUAGUUAUAGCAUUAAAUCAUGAUGUACAGCACAUUAAGGACAGAGAUCCUACAUGAGGAGUAAGUGCAACAACUCCUGUUGUUGACUUAACAAAUUGACACUCUUGUUUAUGGUGUCAGUAAUCCCCCUAGGCUCUUGUCAUGAGUUGCCAAGGCUAUGGAAGCCUUUUGAGUUCGCUGACUCUGAUCUUAUUUAGACAAGGCCAUAGUCAAAGUGGAAGUUCUCUCCUCCCUUCAGAGAAAGGUACUUCCUUCUUUGAUGGCCUGUUCUUUCCGCUGGGAUCUCACUCACAGAGAUCUUGCAUUUAGCUUUUUUUGUUUGUUUGUUUGUUUUUUUUUGCCAGAGUGUCUUGUCUUUCCAUGCCUGAAAUACUCUCAUGGGCAUUUUAGCCAGAUCUGAAUGCCUUAAGGGCUGAUUCUGAGGCCAGAGUGCUGUUUAGGACAUCUGCCAUUCUAUGAGUCUUGUAGCAGUAAUUUUUAAAAAUUUUUUUAUUUGUUUAUUUGAAAGAGUUACAGAGGGCCGGCGCCAUGGCUCACUAGGCUAAUCUUCCACCUGCGGCACUGGCACUUCAGGUUCUAGUCCCGUUUGGGGCGUGGGUUCUGUCCCGGUUGCCCCUCUUCCAGUCCAGCCUCUCUGCCGUGGCCCGGGAAUGCAGUGGAGGAUGGCCCAAGUGCUUGGGUCCUGCACCCGCGUGAGGGACCAAGAGGAAGCACCUGGCUCCUGGCUUCGCAUUGGCCCAGCGCCCCGGCCAUAGUGGCCAUUUGGGGGCUGAACCAAUGGAAGGAAGACCUUUCUCUCUCUCUCUCUCUCUCUCUCUCUCUCUCUCUCUCUCUCUCUCUCACUAUCUAACUCUGCCAGUGAAAAAACAAAAACAAAACAAAAAAAAGAGUCACAGAGAGACAGAGAUCUUCCAUCGGCUUGUUCACUCUCCAGUUGGCUGCAAUGGCCGAAGCUGUACCAAUCCGAAGCCAGGAGCUUCUUCCUGUCUCUCACAUGGAUGCAGAGGCCCAAGGACCCGGACCAUCUUCUGCUACUUUCCCAGGCUAUAGCAGAGAGCUGGAUUAGAAGUGGAGCAGCCAGGACUUGAACCAGCGCCCAUAUGGGAUGCUGGCACUGCAGGCAGUGGCUUUACCCACUACACCACAGCACUGGCUCCUGUAGCACUAAUUUUUAAAAUGCAUACUUUUUAUUUAUAUGGUUAAAUCAUGUAAUUAAUUUAAAUUCAAAGUUUGAAUCUAAGCAUUAGCCAUGCCCAAGAAAUACUUUAGGUACCAGGGGUGUAACAGUAGCUGAUACUGCCAGAGUUCCUGAUCUGAAGUGGAAUACAAUACAGUUAAGCUGGAAUAAGAUGACCACAGUCACAGGGAAGAAGCGGAGAGUUGGAAAGUUGAUCAAUGGAAAGUUUACCAUGUUUUGAAGUUUUCUGAGACGUUAUUCUAGUAUGUUAUUUUUAUAUAACAUGGAAUUUUCUUUUUUUGGGGGGGAGGUUUUAUUUAUUUGAAGGCAGAGAGGGAGAGAGGUCUUCCAUCGGCUGGUUUAUUCCCCAGAUGUCUGCAAUGGCUGGAGCUGGGCCCAUCCGAAGCCAGGAGCCUGGAGCUUCUUCCAGGUCUCCCAUGUGAGUGCAGGGGCCCAAGGACUUGGGCCAUCCUCUGCUGCUUUCCCAGGCUAUAACGGAGAGCUGGAUCAGAAGAGGAGCGCAGCCAGGACUAGAACUGGCGCCCGUAUGGGAAGGUGGCACUGCAGGUGACAGCUUUACCCACCAAGCCACCGUGCAGGCCCCCAUGAUGGGGUUUCCUAAGCCACAUCUGAAGAUCUUUUUCUUCUAAUAGCUGAGUUUAACCCAGCUGUGUCUCUUGGAACCUAUAUUCCAGUUAUGUUUGCUGUUGCCAUCAAUUUCCUUUUUAUUAUACGGCAUGUUUUCUUCCUCCUUUUACUACUCCCUUUCUAGAUAGACUUUAGUAUUCUUUGUUUUUUAACCAAGGAAAUGGCAAAUAGUGUACUCACAGAUUGAGAAACACUGGGGCAGAAUCUAAGAAACUGAAAUGGAAUAAUAGCACAAACUGGUAAAUGCUUAGUGUUAAUGCACCCUUUGGUGCAGAGAUGUUUACAGUAAUAUUAACUUGUCAUCUUGCUAACUUUCUGUGGGAUGCUUUGUUUUACAUUAAAAGCCUUUUUCUUUGUUAUUUUAUACUUUUUGUUUUGCAUUUUUUAAACAAAUUCCUUUUUGUGCUUUUAAGAUUUAUUUAUUUAUUUGAAAGUCAGAGUUACACAGAGAGAGGAAGAGACAGAGAGAGAGAGAGAGAAAACCAUCCACUGGUUCACUCCCCAAAUGGCUGCAAUAGCUGAGGCUAGGCCAGGCCAAAGCCAGGAGUCAGGAGUUUCUUCGAACUCCUAUGUGGGUGUGAAGCCCAAGCCUUUGGGCCAUCUUCAACUGUUUUCUCAAGCACAUUAGCAGGGAGAACUGGAAGUGGAGAAGCUGAGUCUCAAACCAGCGCCCAUAUGGGAUGCUAGCAUCACAAGUGGGGACUUUAUCCACUGUCCCACAACACUGGUCCCCAAGAAUUCUUUUUAUUUUAUGCUGCCUUCAAAUUGUGGUCUGUGGUGCCUUUUAAUAAUAAUGCUAUAAAGCAUUAUCUGCCAGGGGCUGGCGCUGUGAUGUAGCAGGUAGGGCUGCCGCCUGCAGUACUGGCAUCCCAUGUGGGCGCUGGUUUGAGUCCUGGCUGCUCCACUUUUGAUCCAGUUCUCUGCCGUGGCCUGGGAAAGCAGUGGAGGAUUGUCCAGGUCCUUGGGCCCCUGCACCUGCAUGGGAGACCUGGAGGAGGUUCCUGGCUUCUGGCUUUGGAUCGGCACAGCUGUGGCUGUUGUGGCCGAUUGGGGAGUGAGCCCGCCGGUGGAAGACCUCUCUCUUUCUGCCUCUCCUCUUUCUGUAACUCUGACUUUCAGAUAAAUAAAUAAAUCUUAAAAAAAAUAAAACAUUAUUUGCCAAUUUCACUGUAUUAACAUUUUUAUUGAUAGCACAAAGCAAUGGUGGGUAUAUUCCUGAUGCAAAGCUGUAACAGUGGUAAACUCUAAUACUGUGUUUUCUACUGGUGGGUACUUUAGUACAAAAGAACAUUCCAGUUACAUUAAAGCGUGCUGCCGAUGAAGCUGUAAUGACAGUUUUAGUUCUUGCCCUAAGUAUACAUCUUUGUAAAAUCUUCAUCAUGAAAUGGGUGUUUUUAGAAAGCACACACUGAAGAAGGAAGGGUACCUGGGAGGAUGCCCUUGUUGCUGUGGCUUGAGAUGCACCUUUUCUCCCGAACCCACUUCUACCCAGGACAGUUGACAGACACAUUAUGGCUAUUGAACAUAGGUGUAGUAGUAGUAGGAAUUUUCCUGUGAAUGAUUUUCCUAUGAAUGAUGAUAAUGAGCUUGUCACUUUAGUGAAAACAACUGGUCACAUUGGUUUUGCUAAUGAUAAAAUUCUAGCUUUCAAGAAAUGCUAUAGUUGUGGAAAACUUGUAUCUACCACUGUUGUAUUUACUGCUUCCCAGUGUUAAAGGACUUUUCUCAAUGAAAUCAGUUGGGGAUAUUCACAGACUAAUGUUGUGUAAUGUAGUAAAAAUAGAGGCUGUUACCAAAAACAGGCAUACAUAACAGAUUCAUUCAAAACGUAGGAUUGGAGUGUUAGAGAACAAUAACAUUUCUCAGUGUAGUGUCAGAUUUUACAGUGCACUCUCACUUUUUGAGAAACUCAAGGAGAUGGGCGUUUGGCCCAGCAGUUAAGAUGCUGCUUAGGAUGCCCACAUCUCACCCGGAGUUCCUGUAUUUCAGACCCAGCUCUCCCGUGUGGCAGCAGGUUCUUGAAUCCCUGCCCCCAGAUGGGAAGCCUGGAGUGAAUUUCUGGCUUCUGGCGUUAGCCUGGCCUGGCUCCACUUCUGUGGGCAUUUUCAGGGAGCACAUUAGCAGGAAGCUGGAUUCAGGAAUGGAGCUGGAACUUGAACCCAGGCCCUUCGGUAAGUGAAGUGGGUGUUCCAAAUGACAUGUUAACUGCUGCACCAAACACCUUCCCCAUUGUCAUUUUACAGUGCAUUAAAUGAAAUAUUUAAACAUUUCAACUUCAGUGACUGGUAGGGUAGAUUUCACUGGCUGUAACACACCUAAACAAAGCUUUUUGCAGUCUUCAGUAUUGUUUAAGAUAGCAAAGUGUGUUGAGAUCAGAAAGUAUGAGAACUGCUCGUUGAAGUGGUAGAACCACAAGCAGGGCAGUUUCAGAGAAAGAAUGUGCUGUACAGAGUGGCCACGCUCAUAGAUGGGCUCUACAUUUCCUAGUAGCAAUGGUUUCCGUCCCUUGGAAAUCCAGUAACAUGAGGCUGACAGUCGAGCUGUUUUGUUCAUUGAAGGUUAAAUAGUUGCAUGAUGUCAUGUUUUUAAUUUUUUCAUUAGAUGGUAUCAUGAAUGACAGGCGAAACUACCUCAAAUCAUUCCUUAGAAGAGAGGUGAACUUAUUUGAAGAUGCUAUCUUCUCCCUCAUCUGGAUAAAGUGCUCUUUACUUUAAAUGUCUGAAACUUUUUCCCUUAAACCUUUAAACACAUUUUCAAGUGUGUGUCUAAGCCUAAAAUUUUACAAUUAGAAAAGCAGUAAAUCUGAUUCGGAACAUUUACUUAGGCAUGAGACAGAUGGUAAUUCUAUAAAAAGAUGGCAUGUAUUUUUGGAAGUGCAAACAGAAAAACAGAUACUCUUAAAAAUUCCAGGGUAAUCUUUGCCUAGAAAAUGUUGGGGAGAGAUAAAAUACCAUAUGGUCUAAUAGACGUUUUAUAGUUUGUAAUAUCUAGGAUUGCAUUUUGUUUCUUUAAUAUUAGUUCUGAGCUGUACAUGGAUUGAUAGUUGAAAAAAUAAUACUUUUGAAGUAGACAAUUGCCAGGUACUUUUACUGGGAUUGCCAGUUUUUGUUUUGCAGGAAGCAAAACUAUUUGAACCCCAAAUUUGGUGGAGUUGAUUGAGUUCUCGCCAGCUCAGAGUCAGUGACUGAUUCUGCUCUCAGCGCAUUGUAUACAUCUUUUGACUUGGGUGGAAGACAUGGUGCUUAGACAGUGAGUUCAUCUGUUUAGCAACUUAGUGUUUAAAGUAACUGGUACUCCAAAUAAAAGUUUUUUUUUUUUUACAAUUUCAAUACUAUAGUAACGGUAAGACUUUUGAAAAUCAUUUUUCUUUGACUCCUGUCUUGUAUUACCAUGGUAUUACCAAUGGGUUUGUCUUGCAGCUUAUCCAUUUAUGUAUCUGUCUCUCUCACUGGAUUGAGACCCUAUGUAAUUUAUGAAUCCAUAUAUUCCCACCCAGUGCUGAGCAUGUUGCAAACCCCUAGUAAGUCCACACUGACUAUGACCAAAGCUAGAGCUGUGAUUUUCUGCCAAGACAUGGAGCGGCACUAACCUGUUGGGGAAGUAGAAUUUUUCCCAAGUUGAUGGUCUUGGUGUGGCAGGAUAUGACCAUAGAGGAAUGAAACAUUAUUCGUAGUUUAGUCAAAAUGUUUUUGUAAGGCAGUAUUGCUAUGAUCAGCUAAUGGGACUUGUAGGACCACAUUUUUGUUCUAUGACAUAAUGCAGAAAGACUAUAGAAUUGAAAUCCUACCAUUGCAACAUGAGAUAGUGUACUACAAAAGUUUAGAAAGUUUGUUUCUGGGUACAGAAGUAAAAAUUUGAUACGGAAUAUUGUAAAAAGAAGAAGAAUGAAAAGCAGUGAUUUUAGAAAUACUCUUCCUAAUCAUAAUCUUCAUCUCCUUGCACAUAGAUCUGAGUUUAAAAAAGGAAGUUUUGUGCAUGUCCUCUACACACGGAUGGCUUUCAGCCUGCACACGCUGUGCUUCUAACCUCUGUGGCACUGGGAGGUGACUCAGAGGAGCCGUGUUCUCAAAGAACUCUCAAGCAUAGAGGGAUGUUUAAAGAUGUUUAAGAGUGUUGAAGUGGCCUGGUUGGUGAUGAAUCAAGGGACUGUUACUCUGCCAGGUCUACGCAGAACUUCAUUGUUGAGUGCUUUGCUGGGACACAGACGGGUGCACGUCAGAGGAGGGAAGCCAUGAGAACUGAUGAUCAAGAUAACUGUGCAUUGGUAGAGUGGGAAGACAUGAACCCUGGCCAGCUCAUUAGGGAUGGAACAAAAAAGCAAGGUGCAGAAAGGAAGGAAGAAAAUGGCUUCACAGUUUAAAUGAAGCUGGAAAAAUGCAUCGAUGCAGCAUUGCAGCCUCUCCAAAUGUUUGGGAAUAAUAUUCCAGAGAGAAAUUGAUCCCCUUGGAUUAGAUAACUCGUCAUAAUGAAGAAAAUUAGUCUCAAAACCUUUCGGAAGUCUUUCAACUUGAAUAAAAGUAAAGAAGAAUCUGAGUUCAUGGUAGUACAACAGCCGUCCCUAGCCGGUGACUUUGGAAAAGAUGAUUCCUUGUUUGGUAGCUGCUAUGGUAAAGAGAUGGCCAGCUGUGAUAUCAACAGUGAAGACGAAAAAGGUGGGAAAAGCAGAUCGAAAAGUGAAAGCCUGAUGGGCACAUUAAAAAGACGUCUUUCUGCCAAGCAGAAGCCCAAAGGCAAGGGCAGCGCGCCCACAGGGGGCUCUGCCGACGAGGACACCUUCUCCUCCUCCUCCGCACCCAUCGUCUUCAAGGACGUGAGAGCUCAGAGGCCCAUCAGGUCCACUUCCCUCCGCAGUCACCACUACAGCCCCACGCCUUGGCCUCUUCGGCCUACAAACUCUGAGGAGACGUGCAUCAAAAUGGAGGUGAGAGUCAAAGCGCUGGUCCACUCUUCCAGCCCAAGUCCGGCGCUGAAUGGUGUUCGAAAGGAUUUUCAGGACCUUCAGUCUGAAACCGUGUGCCAGGAGCAGAGUAACUCGCUGAAGGGUUCGGACUCUCCGAACGGGGACUUGCAUCUUCACCUGGAUGAACAUGUGCCUGUAGUUAUUGGACUUAUGCCUCAGGACUACAUUCAGUACACCGUGCCUUUAGACGAGGGGAUGUAUCCUCUGGAAGGAUCACGCAGCUAUUGCCUGGACAGUUCUUCCCCCAUGGAAGUCUCUGCAGUUCCUCCUCCUGGGGGAGGGAGCUCUUUUCCUGAAGACGAAAAUCAGGUAGACCAGGAUCUGGUGGUUGCCCCGGAGAUCUUUGUGGAUCAGUCUGUGAGUGGCUUGUUGAUCAGCACCACAGGAGUCAUGUUGCAGAGCCCAAGAGCAGGUCAUGAUGAUGUCCCUCCACUCUCACCAUUGCUACCUCCAAUGCAGAAUAAUCAAAUCCAAAGGAGCUUCAGUGGACUCGCUGGCACAGAUGCCCAUGUGGCCGAGAGCGUGCGCUGUCAUUUGAAUUUUGAUCCCAACUCCGCUCCUGGAGUUGCAAGAGUUUAUGACUCAGUCCAGAGUAGUGGUCCCAUGGUUGUGACAAGCCUUACAGAGGAACUGAAAAAACUUGCAAAACAAGGAUGGUACUGGGGGCCAAUCACCCGCUGGGAGGCCGAGGGGAAGCUAGCAAAUGUGCCCGAUGGUUCUUUUCUUGUUCGGGAUAGUUCUGAUGACCGUUAUCUUUUAAGCUUGAGCUUUCGCUCCCAUGGUAAAACACUUCACACUAGAAUUGAGCACUCAAAUGGUAGGUUUAGCUUUUAUGAACAACCAGAUGUGGAAGGACAUACGUCUAUAGUUGAUCUAAUUGAGCAUUCAAUCAGGGACUCUGAAAAUGGAGCUUUUUGUUAUUCAAGGUCUCGGUUGCCUGGGUCUGCUACUUACCCUGUCAGACUGACAAAUCCAGUGUCACGGUUCAUGCAGGUGCGUUCUUUGCAGUACCUGUGUCGUUUUGUUAUACGUCAGUAUACCAGAAUAGACUUAAUUCAGAAACUGCCUUUGCCCAACAAAAUGAAGGAUUAUUUGCAGGAGAAGCACUACUGAGAGAAUGAGAACCCUGCAUCUUGCACUUUGGGAGUAAGAAAAAGAGAUUGAAAUACAGUUUACAAACCCAUUGCCAUCAGAAUCUUUUGCUGCCAUAACUGUUUUUUUUUUUUUUUAAUUUUUUGUAUGUAUAACAGUCAUCAGUUUGUUUAGGGGUGGGGAAGUGUUUGCAAGGUGUCCUGAAUUUAUUUUGGUUCUUUAAAAAGGGAAGUCUUGAGGUUGUAGAAGUAUGAAUUCUCUUUCAUCAGUGUGCAGAAUGAUCACAAUGUGAAUUAUAAGAUCCUCUUUAACGACCCCCUCCCCAGUCCUUUGCUGCUAUCCACUGUGAUUUUUAUGCAUUAAAAGCACAUUUCAUGUGUAUUCAGCCCUAAGUAAAGUAGAAUGAAACUUAUAGAAUGAAAAUUGCUGUCUUUUUAAGUGACCCAUCUUCAAAAGAUAGUACUAAGUAAACAUACCUGUGUGAUGAAACACAGAAUUUACAUAUACACUGAAGACGAUUUUUAAAUCUCAUACUUUGAAAGGAUUUAUUUGGAAUUAUGAGUUGACAUAAUCUUGGUAAUGGAAUGCAGAUCUGCAACAUAUCUUUUAUAACACUUUUCUAAAUUAUUUUAAGGUUGUGCUAAUUUUUUCGGUUGUGAAAAGUUGAAUUUUUCUGUUGCCUUCUUUCCCAUCUUGUAAUUUGUCUGUUUUAAUAAAUGGCCUUACAUUAAAAAAUUGUUAAGAAAUGUAUACCACCAGUUUAGAAAUUGUUGCCUUUUCUAUCAUUAAACUCGGGUACAGAUUGGCAUCAGUUAUAAAGACCUAUGGAUCUAGAACCAUAUUAAAGAAAUAUUAAUGAUCGUAGUUUCCUGUGAUAGCUCUCUGGUGUUACAUAUACUUUCCUUUGGUAAGAUGUUUUACCUAUGACUUCUUCAGCUUAGCCACCACUUUCUUGGGUGAACUUGAUUGUAAACUAAUUUUUAUAAAUGGACUGAAUUCCCAUUCAACAUUAAAGCUUAUUCUAUAAAGUUUUAAAUUGAUUUGGAUGGAAAGAAAACCGUGUUUUAAAGUUGAAUUUAUAUUUUUAUUUUAUAUAGUCAUUAUUCAAAUGUACUAGGUUUGACUACUCCUUCCCCCACUAAAAGCAGCCCUCAAUGACUUUAGUUGAAAAAUUGUGGAAAUCGUGGAGUGUCAUGUGAGAAAACUAUUAAAACCAUAUCAGAUAUGCCUACCAUAUAUCCUGCUAUUUAAAUUAGAUUUCUUGUUUCUUUUUUAAUUUAGCUAAAUAAUUUGGCCUCAGUAGUUAUUUUAUCUCUUUGAGUAAUAUGUUGGGGGAAAUGGGGAUGUUAUACCCAAUAAUUUUUAGUUGUUUUGAAAUGCAGAAUGUUUAUUCUUUUCACAGUUCUGCAACAUAGUAAUUUUAGAAUUGCCCCUUCCAGGAAAUGUUCCUAGCUACAGAGCUUUAAAGGAAGAUAUUUCUGUCUCAGAUGUGAGAUACGUAAUUUGAGAUGUUUCUUCCUUUUUCCUACUUCCUACUCCUUUAAACACAAGGGUAAGGGUCUUGGAUCAAACUUACUAGGUGUCAUUUGAACAUAUGUGUAUCCUCAGUUGUUACUCUGUUUGUGUUUUAGAGUUAGAACUGAGAUAAUACCAAGAAAAGGCACAUUGCCAUAAUAUGGUGUUAUGGUAUUUUGACUAAAAAGGGGAAAAGGUACUUACUUUUGGUGGAAUGUUGAUUGUACCUUGUUACAAUGACUCCUUUCAUUUUCUGAUGUUUUCACUUACCAUGGGAUAUGGAGUAUACUGUAAUAAUAUAAUUUAAGUGUUCACUAUAAGCUAUUUGGAUUAAAACUAUCAAACUAAUGGAAGACAUUUAAACUAUUUUUUUGCAAAACUAUUUAUUUUUAAACAACUUAAAAAAUAUAUCUAGGGUGAGUUAAAAGUCCCUGUGCAUCUAUAUUAGAUGGCGGGUAUUGUUGCAGAGUCACUGUGUAUGAAUAAUAAAUGUUGAGCUGGCUUCUCCGUGUCUGCAGAAGCGUGUCCAUGUCCUUCCGUGAGAUCCCGGUGCACAGACGUCUUUGGACUGCCCUAACCCUGUCUCAUGUGGACAGAGCCUAUUCCCUUCAUUUUCUCAUGGUGCCAUGUGUUUAAGAUCUACCCAUCUAGUCUCAAGAUUAUUCUGAUUUUCAUCUCAAUGUUUUCAAUAUUGUAUUUUGCCUUUUUUGAAGGGCAAGUCUUGAUACCAUUGUAAUUCCAAAAGCCAAUUUUUGAUGUGCUUUUCUGCGUUUGUAAAAUAUUUGAAGUCAUAUGGCUUUUUCUGUUCCAAUUUGAAAUUGUGAGGUUCUGUUAGUACUUGGAUAAAAAUCAGAAUAUUUGCCAAGAUGUGAAACAGAAAGGUAUAUUGCAUUAGUUUUUUUUUUUUUUUUUUUAAUGUAGAGAGAGAUCCAUUUGGCAUAGGUAGCAUAACAUGAUAUAAAAGAUUGUUGUAUGUGAUACUAGAACAGUCUGGCUAAGAGUGGAAGCAGAAGAAAGAGCGAUAAAUCUUCAUCCUGUAGCUUGGAUAAAUUUUUGGACUCAGUUGAAAGGUAACUUAGGUCGAAUAGACACAAUCUGAGUGAUUUCCAAAUUGUGCUUCUAAAAAUCUGAGCUCAAGGCGAGAAAAACACAACAAAGGAGUUGAAUCUAUUUGUUAUAAUGAAUGAGUCAGCUUUUUUUUUUUUAAUCAGCUAUUUCGUCACAAAACAUGAUAGAGGCCUGGAGCUUAUUUUCAGGCUUUUACACUAUUAUGUAUUUUUAUAAAUAAUAAGAAAGCUGUAGAAAGUACUUGAAAAAUAAUUUGCUCUUGCUCUUUCUGUCUAGCGAAAACUGGUCUCUUUCUACUUGGUGCAAUAAUCUGAAGAUGUGGAAGGUCAAAAACAUUAUAUCACAGGAAAUGAUCAAAGAACUAAAAAUAGUUUUUAAGGAAACCAGCUACACAGGGCAACCAUCUUGCUGUUGAAGAAAAUCAUGUGCCAAAAGCCUAAAUCAUUGGCAAUAGGAAAUUAAACAAGAAUAUUUUAUGAUUUCUGAGCCAGUGUUAUUGAAACAGGAUAAAAAUCACUAAAAUUUUAAAUAGGUUUAUGCAAUGUCUCUGCUAGCACUACAAGUCUAAAUAUCUUUCUAACAGUGCUUUCAGAAAUUCCAGUUUUAAUUACUGUACAUUUCACAUUGUAUAUGAGAUUGCUUUAUGAAUGAUUCAAAAAUAAUAUAUUUUCAUUUAAAUCUUCAUUGAUUUUCAUCAAAUGUGAAGUCUUAAUUUGAAAAUGAAAUCACACUGCCAGCAUAGACAGUUUUGCUGAAAUCACUAAUAAGGAACAAUAGCCAGUUCCGUAAGUAAUUCUAAAAUUCUAAAAUUGUUGGUACGCUAGUAAUUACACAUUUGGUUUCUUUUUAAUACUUUUUUAAUCCUGCAAGGAGGUUUUUAUAAAUACCCUUUUUAUUAAUCGUAACAUGGCCAAAUGCAUAGAUGCUGUUUCUGAGAAGUGAUUGAGACAUCCAGAGAUGAUGACUAAAAAUUUCUGCAGAAUUUUAUAAGUACACGUGUUGGGUUACAGAUAUUUCCUAGUCAUUGGAGUGCCAUGAAAUUAUACUUGCAAUCCAGAUUGCUGUAGUUUACACUUUUUCUGUAUGUUUCAAAUCAGGUGUGUACCAUUUGUACUGAACACCACAGAAUGAAUUAUCCAAAGUCCAUUGAUUUUAAUACGUGUUUUGGUUUGUAAACAAAUUAUAGUAAUUUCUUGCACAUUUUUGGAAAUUAAUUGUAUAAGAAUUUAUGUAUCUACUUCUAGAUACAGUGUGUAAAUAAAAAUUUCGUUCACAAGA